Asterias rubens (European starfish) is the source of this 1373-nucleotide messenger RNA. RefSeq names its product SWI/SNF-related matrix-associated actin-dependent regulator of chromatin subfamily B member 1-A-like. Gene Ontology annotation, molecular function: transcription coregulator activity. The transcript is spliced from 8 exons. The coding region runs from base 2 to 1147 and encodes 381 amino acids. The record is from RefSeq and is a predicted model, not a curated record. NCBI's taxonomy places the organism in Eukaryota, Metazoa, Echinodermata, Asteroidea, Forcipulatida, Asteriidae. Gene Ontology annotation, biological process: regulation of transcription by RNA polymerase II; chromatin remodeling. Gene Ontology annotation, cellular component: nucleus; nuclear chromosome.
GAUGGCGGCCAACGGUGAGAAAGUCCCGAUUCCUCCGCGAACUUACGGCAAAAAACCUGAUGUUUUCCAGUUUGAGGAAGGUGGAGACAAGUUCAUGAUCGGUUCUGAGGUUGGGUACUAUCUGCGCAUGUUCCGUGGCUCACUCUACAAAAAGUACCCAUCGCUAUGGAGAAAGUUGGCAACAGUAGAAGAACGCAAGAAAAUAGUCACAAUAGGAGAUCGUUUCGGCCAACAUGGACUUGCCACCAACGUUACUCUCCUGAAGUCCACAGAGGUUGAGGAGAUCCUCGAGGGCCGGGAUUCAAAGUACCGGGCAGUCGCAAUCAGCACAGACACCAAUAACCUACGAGAAGCUAAACCCAAACGCAGCAGGGAUUGGGUACCAGCUAUACCAAACAGCUCACAUCACCUGGACGCUGUACCGUGCUCCACCAGCAUCUCUCGUAAUCGAGUCGGUCCGAAAAGACAACGAACAUUUCCCAUGUGCUAUGAUGAUCAUGAUCCAGCCAUAAUCCAUGACAAUGCAGACAUGCCAGAGACACUAGUACCCAUCAGGCUUGAUAUGGAGAUUGAAGGUCAGAAACUCAGGGACACCUUUACGUGGAAUAAGAACGAGACAUUAAUCACGCCUGAGAUGUUCGCUGAAAUUUUAUGCGAGGAUCUGGAUCUCCCUCCAGUCAACUUUGUACAGUCCAUCGCCCAAGCCAUCCGUACACAGAUUGAUGCCUUCCCAGCAGACACAAGUAUACUGGAGGACCAAUCGGAUCAGAGAGUCAUUUUGAAGUUGAACAUCCACGUUGGAAACAUCUCCCUAGUGGAUCAGUUUGAGUGGGACAUGGCUUGCAAAGACAACAGCCCGGAGGAAUACGCCCUCAAGCUGUGCGCCGACCUGGGUCUGGGCGGUGAGUUUGUAACGGCCAUCGCCUACAGCAUCAGAGGGCAACUCAGCUGGCAUCAGAGAACAUAUGCUUUCAGUGAAUCCCCCUUACCCACUGUUGAGAUUGCGGUACGUAACCAAGGAGAAGCCGACCAAUGGUGCCCCUUCCUUGAGACGUUGACAGACGCCGAGAUGGAGAAGAAGAUCAGGGAUCAAGAUCGAAAUACCAGGCGAAUGCGCCGUCUGGCCAACACUGCUCCAACUUGGUGAGGUCAAUUCAAAGGUCACCAAGGGUCGUCAAGGGUCAGUUGAUAAUAAACUAGUUCAGCUGAUUUUGUGUGCUGACCUCUCCUUGCCUUACUGGCUGUUGCUCAAGAUUGAAUCACCAUAUUGGUGACCCAGAACAGAUAGGCCACAUGCACAGGCAUGAUAUUCUUUCUACUUAAAGGCAGUGGACACUAUUGGUAAUUGUCAAAGACUUGCCUUCACAGUUGGU